GUUUCCUAAAAAACAGAAAAAUAACCUACAAUUUUCAAAAGUGGAAGCCCUUGACAAACAAAAUGGCUUCCUAGCGACUCAAAGCGGAAAGUGACGAUGCUUUUAUAUAAUACUUAAGAAAUUGCGAAGCAAAUGGGUUCACGUUUAAGGUAAGAAAUACUCUGUCUGUGUUUGUAAACCUUUCUACAUUCCCCUUAUUCUUCUUGUAUUGUGUACAUUUAGACCAGUUCCCGAUAAAAUUUUUGAAUGUCUUAUCGAAGUCACAGCUCCGGUGUCAGAGAACGAAGGUACGUUGCGAAUUAUGAUGCAAUAUGAUCCCAAGUUUCCAGACUGAUUUGAAAGUUCUUUGUCUCUCUCGCUUCCUUGUUUGUAAUGUUUGAAAUGUUGAUCUUUUAAGCUACACAAAUACCGUAAAUUCAGUCUAAUUUAAUUUGUUUUUAAAUGACCACAAGGCGAAUAAAUGAACGUGUUUUUUAAAAUGCGUAAUUCCGUGAGCUAGUGCGACAGAAAUCACAUCGGACUUCCGACAUAUAUUUUGAUGGAAAGCGAUAUUUGCUGUACAAACUACAGAUAUCGAAACUAGUAGAAGUGUUUUGGAGAUAUAAUAUAUUUGGUUUCAAUACUUUGGUUUUAUUUAUAACAUUGUGGCAAAUAUGAUUAGCAUUUGUAACAUUUAUGUUCCAUUGUCAUUCUCUGUUCUUGCGAGUGCUGAAGUCUCCUGCCGUUUUUGUUAUAAAUAAAUAACUUGUGCCUGCUGUGUGGAAUAGUUUGCUGAAAGAAUAUCAAAUCAAAGGACAAUUAUGUUUUGUAAUAUAUCUAUGUACAAUAUCCAUUAAAAGUUUUACAAAAUUGACAAUUCUUGUGCAUAAUGUAGGUCAUGCUUAUACACUCAGACUGCAAAGGCUGUUUUUGAUGACAUCGUGGGUGUGCAAGCUUGCACACCUCUGUGAACUUUAUUCAACUGUCGACUAAAGUUGGUGCUAAAUGUUAAAAAUUGGCAAUGCUAUGCCAAAAGUACAAGCUGUGUAGGCAUAAAUAUAGUUAACAAAUGUACAGAGUUGUCGGACGAGUGUGCCCUUGCCGUACUCUGCAUUCUGGUGUUAUAUGAAGCCUUUUUUGUGGCGAUUUGCAACAUGAUUUCAGAGUAGACGUAGAGCCAUAACAUUAUCCUGAAGUAGUCACAAGGAAAUUGUGAGCAUGGUAUGCACAUGCACACUUCCUGGUACUUUUAACUCUUACAAAUCUCACCGAACUGUGACAUUGCAUCAAAAAUUUGAAUCACUGUCACUGCCACAAAUGUCUACAAUGGCGACAACACACUUUUCCAUGUUUGCAAUUCGAAUUUUAAACAGCCAAUUGACGUUUUACAGUAAUUGAUACUCAGGGUUUUUUUCAGGAUUUUCUCUUGGGUCCAUUUUUGCAGAGAAGAUUGAGUUUAGCUGAACAGCUGGGGGUCUGGGGCAGCUGUGGGAGGCUGACUCCUGUACCCAAUAAGUGUAGUUGAGACGCAAUGUGUUAAAGCAGACACUAUAAACUGGUUAAAGAUGGCGAAUGCAUUGUUUUUCUUGUGUUGUGAAAUGAAUUCCAGCAAUUUUUUCCUGAUUGUCGGGUUUCCAACUGAAAACUAAUUUGCACACGUCACGAAUUUAACUCAAACUACUUCAUUUUUACUGCACUGAAUCUUUUGGUGAGAAGAUUGAGUUUCAAAACUCAAUUCAAGAUUGAGUUUUUGGGGCCGUUUUACGGUCCUAAAAAUCCCGGAAAAAAACCCUGAUACUGAGAACCUGAUUGGCUGUAUAGAAUUAGAAUUGUAAGCAUAUGGUGCGGUUAUAGACGUUUGUGGAAGUGGCGGCAAUAUAAAUUUUUGUACGAUGCCACAUUUCGGUGAGAUCUGUAAUAUUGUAUUUUCACUUCCUCUUCUCCUAAUGCCACAAAUAUUCUUCUUAGGGGAAGUGUAGACUUUUUCUGGAACGACCAAUUCAAGUCUUGUUAAAAUUGUUUUUAGGUGCAAAAUUGAUCAGUUUUUUUCCAGAUAACUAUGAAGAUGUGGUAAGUUUAUCCUCGACUCUGCAGCCGAUCUGUAUUCUAAUAAUUAUUAACCAUCGAGAUUUUGAGGUGUCUCCUUCGAUAGAACGAAUAUUAGAUGCAUUUCUUGCAUGUCUAUCGAACUUGGAUGCGUUCUUUUAGAAUCCUGGCUUAACCCAUUGAGCGCCAGGGCUCUUCCCUGGCGCUCAAUGGUUUGGCAUUAGACAGAUUAAAAUAAUAAAGUAGGGUGCAUCAGGGUGCAAUGCAACUCAAUGGGUUAACUAGACACAUGGGCAGUCUGAUUAACCCAUUAAUUGCCAGCGCUCUCCCAUUGAUGAGUAAAAUCAUCUGGCGUUAGACGGUGUAAAAUAAUAAGGUAGGGUGCAAUGCAACUUGAUGGAUUAAAGCCUGAUCCGCCCAUGCCGUGUAUUAAGGUAUAAACAGUGACGUAGCCAGCCCGACAAUUUAGUUCGCUAUGCAAAUUCAAAUUAUUAUCAUUAUUCAUUUCUUUAGAAAUUGAUUGUUUUCACAGUCAAUAAACACGAAAAUAUUUGCAUAGCGGGACUAAAUCGUCGGACUUGCUACGCUCCUGGGUAUAAAGCCAUAUUAAUCCCCCUUUUAAAUUACCGAUACAAGAUUAUUUACUCUGUCUAAUGCUAGAUAACUAAUAAAGGAAAAGUUGUAAGCAUUAAUGAAUGAUGACCAUUGUUUUUUUAUGAAGAAUAUGCUCAAAGAUGUUGUUCCAAAGUUCUGUUUCCCCUUUGCACAUGAUGCGUAAGUACUUGAAGUUCUAUUUCAUAUCAAUUUGUCGGUCCUAUACUUUAAUUGCAAGCAGAAGAAGUAAGAUUUCACAUUUUAUAUAUUAUAUGUAUAUUUCACAGUUUUUCCCAACUUGGCCUUCAUGAAAUAAACAGUGUUGCUGUGUUUUUGUAGAGAGAUGGUUGAUGCCGUCCAGCAUUUUGCAUUUGUCUUGACAGACAUCGAAGGCCUUUUUCGCUUUGGGUUUUGUCGUUAUCCACCGAAAGCAAAAACAUGCCUGUGCAUCCUGAGGUGGGUACAAUCAGGGCGCUUAUAUAGGGGGCGGUGAAACGGUUAUAGGCGCGCCGAUCGAUGUGUGAUGCAAUGAACUGGUAACAAAUUUGUUGUGGUUACUAUGGCGAUGUUGUCUUAUAUGGCAAGGAUAAAUAUGGCGGGAAAACUGAGAUGGAAGUUUUGACUGUUUUGUAGUCAAGUUUUGAUGAAGAAAUAGAUAUUGGGGGUAAAAUUCCGAUGUUAUACGAUAAUUUAGUAGAUUCUGCUAUUGUAUUUUCAGGUAAUACUGCCAAUAUUUUAGAGUUUUUGCUCAACACGCUUGCGAAAGCUUACGAACGGUUGCUUUCGCAAGAAGCAUGACGUGAAAGGUUUUUAAAACUCUUCGGAUGUACACGUAUCGUUCACGUUCGAUAGAAUACAAUUCACAAUUAAUUUUAGCCACUAGUCGAUCUUUUCAGUUGAAAAUCAAGAAAUGCUCAACUUGAAUUUGUAUAUUUUUAACGAAUCCUUACAAGAAGUUGUCUUGGCCAGCCGGUCAAAAAAAAUCAAAGUUGGGACGAAACUUUUUCGACUAUUGCGCUCAACAAACGUCCGAGCGAGUCGUAUUUUGAUUCAAAGGCCAAGAAGUAAAAUAUGUUUACGGCUCAGAAUUACUUCAAUUGAAUGCCUUAAAAGUCGUACAAAAUUAUUAACAUAAUAACCAAACAUCAUGAUAUGGCCAAAAUACAAUUGUUGUUUGUUUUUUUGCAGCGAAAUAAUGGUCUAAUUAGGCAAAAUUUAACACACAAAAAUACCUCACUUUCCAACGCUGUGUAUUCAAUUGCUCAACUCCGAGUCUUAUGAAAACUUUUGGAGAUAAGCACAUAAUUAUAAUCUUUACCAUCAACUGAAUUUCGAAGUUUGGACGACUUGAUAACAUGCCCAAAUGCUGUUUUGAAAAUUUCCCUUCAUUGAAGUCAUCAAAAGCCCGAUCAUUAUCCUCAAUAUUUCUUUCAAAAUUCAACUAUACAGGCCAAACAAGCAUUCGUACGAUACACUAGUUACUACUUCGUUGUUACAGUGCAAAAACAUCCUCAAGAAUUUCGUAGUUAAUGAAAAAACAGCAAAAAUACAACAGCAGGAAAAAUCACGCUCCUUGUCAACUUUUGCCGAAAAGCACGCUCGUGGCAGUCCUUUUCCGCAUCACACAUCGAUCAGCGCGACAUCAGCGCGUUUCACCGCCCUCUAUAUAAGCGCCCUGGGUACAAUAGUAUAUAGUAUGUAAGCACCGUACAGUAUAUGGAUGUAUGCUGAUCAUCUUUACUUGUAGCUGAGAGCUAUGAUGAAUUGUGACAGAUGUAGCUCAACCUGAUCAAGUUUGAAGGCUUUCUAAAGCCACCUCUGGCAGCCACCUUAUGACCCAAAUUGCCCCAGGGCCCCACCUUAAUAGGGCCCAAACUUGAGAGCGAAAGCCUAAAAUUGAGUAUGUUCUUUAAAUUGGUCCGAACAUUUUUUAAAUUGAGGGCCCCUUACAGUAGCUCCACAUGCAGUCUAGCUAAGGUCUAGUUGGGUGACUGAUCACUUGGGUCUGGCUUCUUAAAAAUAAUGAUGUUAUGGGGCCCUCGGCGACUCUGGACCUACUGUACAUCUGAUCACGAAGAACAGCUACGGUGGAAACGUCAGUUUUUGGCUAGUCCCAACCCACGUACAUCAGCAUAUACAGUAGGGCUGAGCACUAAUUUUGCAUGACUCUGUCACCACAAAUCAUUUUCCAUAAACAUUUCUGUGUGCGUGCCAGAUGACACUAAAUUAUGCGCGCCCCUCUUGCACACAUACAACCUACCUUAACUUGUUAAAUUCCUUUCUACUUUAUUAUAUUCAGUGAUUUACCAGCAUUUGAGAUGUUUUAUGGUCUUCUCAACACAUUGGCUGAACUUGACAACAAUGCCAGAAAUGAGGUAUAAAAUAAAAUUCAUACGUAACAUGUCACAUUUCAACGAUGUUUAGCCCAUUGAGUGCCAGUUCUAAGAUCCUCUUUAUGGGUAAACUUUUCUGGCAUUAGGCAGAGUAAAAUAAUGAAGUUGGGUACAUUAGGGUGUAUAUUGUGUAAAAUGACUUGCUAUGAUCUGACUUAUUUAGCGUAUUACAUCAAAACAAUUUCUGGAUCUUGUGUUGGAGAGUCAGGUUCCAGAGCCUGGGACCAAGUUUACUGUCAGUGACCCUGGCACAGGCUGGGUAAGUUCAUUGCCACCCAAUCUCAUUCCCGAGUCCGCGAUCCUCGGAAAGGAACGUGAGGCUCUGGGAUAAUCCGUUUCAAGGAGGAAUCUGAUUGGCCAUUGAAAUGGAAUGCGUAGUUCAAUCUUUGGCUUCCGGCAACAGAUUAUCCCAGAGCCUCGGGUUCCUUCCCGAGGAUCGCAGGCUUGGGGAACGAGAUUGAUUGCCAGCCACAAAACAAGCAAAUUGACAAUCUUCUGCAAAAGAUGUUAUCUUCUGUUAAGAUGUUAUCUUUUGUUAUCUUCUGCUAAAAGUUGUUAAUCUCCUCAUUAACAAGUUAAAAUCCUCUAAUUAGCAGUAAUUAGUAAUAUAGGGUCCUCUAAUUAGCAAUUAAAGAUAAUCUGAUUAGUUAGUGAGUAGCAAUUAAGAUUCUGCAAAUUAGAAAUUAUUAGCAAUUGAGAGUAAUUUAAUUAGUUGUAAUUAUGAAUCCUCCGAUUAGUGUUAAUGCUAGAAACUCUUUAAAAAUCCUCUCAUUAACGAUUUAGAAUCCUCUAAUUAACAGUAAUUUCCAAUCAAGGUUCCUCUAAUUAGUUGUCAUCAGCAUUUUAGGAUUGUCUUAUUAGUCAUCAUUAGCAAUUCAGAAUCCUCUAAUUAAUAGUAAUUAGCUCAAUUAAAAAUCUAAUUAGUAGUGAGUAGCAAUUAAGAUUCUGCAAAUUAGAAAUUAGUUGCUAUUAAGAGUAAUUUAAUUGGUUGUAAUGGACCAUUUGCAUUAUAAACUAAAUUUUGAUCUGGACAAGUCUAGACAAAAAUUUCAUCACAGCUUGAAAGAGCAUCACAAAAUUAGUAAUAUUCCAAAGUUUCGUUGCGAAAUGUUGUAAAAUGCGGAUAAUAUAGCCUUGCGAAGUUUGCCGUUUUUCAGUCAUUUUGCAUUACGCAAGGGAAAUUGACAGCCCAAUACCUUUUGGGGCUGUCAAUUUCCCGUUUGUAAUACAAAAUGACUGAAAAAUGGUAAACUUCGCAAGGCUAUAUUAUCCGCAUUUUACAACAUUUCGCAACGAAACUCUGGAAUAUUACUAAUUUUGUGAUGCUCUUUCAAGCUGUGAUAAAAUGUUUGUCUAGACUUGUUUAGAUCAAACUUUAGUCUAUAAUGCAAAUGGUCCAUUGGUAACUAUGAAUCAUCCAAUUAGUAGUUAUUAGCAAUUACAAAUACUCUAAUUAGUACUUAAUAGUAAUUUUUUUCCCAAUUAGUGGUGAUUAUCCUCUAUGAAUCCUUCAAUUAGCAUUCAUUAACUUGUAUCCUAGAUGAGGCAGUACAACUAUCCUGAUCCGGGAAAAUUACCUUCAAUUCCUGAAAAUGUAAGAACUUUUGUUACAUUCUUACAGUAAAUGAAUUUGUAAUAUAAUUAUGUUAGUCAUUAAAUUAAUAACAUGUCCUCAAUUUUUCCCUUAAUUUUAGAGAAAUCUGACAGAUUAUUUUUCAGCCGUCAAUCCCAACAACAUGAUUGCAUUGUUUGCAAGGUAUGCAAAUCCUUUGCCAGUGAAUUAAGUUGUGUAUGAUGCAUAACUCAGACAGUGGGCUAUUUUGGGCAUUUUACUGUACAAUGUAAAUAUAGCCCCGUGUAAUUUAUUGCUGCUUUCUUUAUUUCAAGCAUGAUGUUUGAACGAAGAAUUAUAGUGACAUCAAAAAGACUUAGUUUGGUAAAAGUUUAGUUACUUUAGUUAUAUUCAUUGUUUGCUUGUUCUGCUCUAUGUUAUAACUACAGUAUUUUUCAUUGCUUUAUUGCAUCUUCGCUUUUGGGUGAUUCAAUAGUUUAUGUUAGUUGCGUUAUACUGCGCCCAGCACAAAAUAAUAAAACAUUUUAUUCCCCAUAUUUAGCUGACGGCCUGCACGUACAGUGCUUCGUUACUGCUAUACCCAAUGCACUGGCAACAUGUGUUUAUACCAGUCAUGCCACCAAGUCUAUUGGAUUACUGUAGGUACGUAUCAUCGUUUUUUGUAAGGGACCGGUCAUAAACUAACUGCUAGAGUGGGCUGGAGUGAUUUGGUAUGGCCCAUGGAAAAUCUUUGGGCAGUUUUGAUGGGCCGCCAAUUUUUCUGUAUCUCCACGGUUGGGCCACCAAACAAAAACCCAUGUCUAUUUCAAAAAAUAAAGAUAUUAAUAAUAAAAGUAAACAAAAUUAUCAAAUGUAAAUGAUGUAUUGAAGCCCGUACUUUGUUUUAUACAACAACGAGAAGUGGUCGAAUCGCAGCAAAUACAACUAACUGGAAAGCAGCUCAGUAUCGUAAUUGGUGAUGAAUGUGUUGGCAAAGCUUGGUGGAAUAUGUAUGUCAAUACAGUACCGGUGUACUAUAUUUACAAUGUUCAUACCUGCAAGUUUUUUUUAUUAUAAAAGUGUAUUUUCCCAAUUUAGAUUUGGUGGGUGGGUCAUGAAAAAAAACUUGUUAGAUUAGACGGGCUUUGAAAUUUUUAUCUGCAUCCGAAGAUGGGUCACCAAACUUAUUGGCAAAAUUUGUGAUUUACCUCCAGCCCACCCUAGCAGUUACUUUAUGACCAGUCCCUAAGCUGAGUUAUCAAAGAAAUUUCAGUGUUUUGAAAGGGUUUAAAUGUUGAAAUUCUUCCUCUUUCAGCGCUCCAAUGCCGUUUCUUGUUGGUGUUCAUUCCUCGUUGAUGGAGGUCAGUUUCUCUCACUUGUUAUCAUGGCCAGCACUUUCCUUUUGAUGGGUAAAAUUGUCUGGCGAUAGAUAGAAUGAAAUCAUAAAGAAAGUCGCGUUAACUUAAAGGGCAUAUGACUCGAAAAUUGACGUUGUUAUUUUUUUAGUCUAAUUUGAAAGAUCAUUGAAACUGUAGAGUAACUUCUUAGUGCUGUGCAAACUCCGGUUUUUCAUCUCCGGCUCCGGCCGAAUUAUAGCUCUGAGCUCCAGCUCCGGCCACAUCAUAAAAUAUUAAAUAAAUGUUUUACGAUCAGAGAACAUUUAUUAAUAUUAUUAUGAAUAACCCUUUUCGCGCUUCCUAAUUAUCAGAUAACAUAACUCAAGAAACAAAACAGUGAAAACACUUAACCACGCAGAAAAUAUCUAUAUGGAAACCAGCCUCGAAAUUUUUUUUGACAGUAUUGCAAUUUUUAUAUAGCAUGACGCGAGGCAUGACGCUAACACUCUCAAACUCCACAGCGCAAUUGUUCGCACGCAAACAAAGUACUCUGUCAUUUUCAAAAGGUUGAUAUUUAUUUGUUUUGUACUUUUUCGUUAUCUACAAGGCAUGAAUACACAAACUAUGUAGCGCUAAGUCAGAUGGCUUCAUGAAAGCAUGACGUUUGUAAGUUGCGAUCGUAUAAUUACAGCUUUUCGACGCUGUUCCUGUGGGCUGUCGCAGUUUGAGUCUAUGAUGAAUUCAUUAACAGCAAUUGGCAGUUUGCAGUAACUAACAAUCGUUUGACAUUUGUUUCAUUUCAAUUGUUUUCUUGUCAUUUUGCCGGAGUUGGGAAAAUGUAACUCCGGCUUCGGGCUCCGGCAUACAAAAUUCUGCUCCCGCUCCGGCGUCGGAAAAACCGCCGGAGUUCCGGCAGAACUCCGACUCCGGCAACUCCGGCGCACAGCACUAUAACUUCUUCGACAGAUUUUUGUUUUCUUGCUUCGUUUUGGAGAUAUUUCAUUUUGUAUGAUAUGGACCAACUUUCUACGUCACUCAUGCAUAAUGACUUACUUCAAAAUGUUAUAUAAUUUUGUCACUACACUAUCAAAUAAAUUCGCACAAAAUGAAUGAUGAGCACGAGAUUUGUGCACAACAACACCCAUGUAGGUUUUCUACUGAUUGUGUUUAGUCGUAUUAAAGAUAUACAUACAGCUUUUUGGGUUAAAUCAUUAUGCAUGUAUGUAUAUCUUUAAUACGACUAAACACAAUCAGUAGAAAACCUACAUGGGUGUUGUUGUGGACAAAUCUCGUGCUCAUCAUUCAUUUUGUGCGAAUUUAUUUGAUACUGUAGUGACAAAAUUAUAUAACAUUUUGAAGUAAGUCAUUAUACAUAUGUGACGUAGAAAGUUGGUCCUUUGCAUAUCAUACAAAAUGAAAUAUCUCCAAAACGAAGCAAGAAAACAAAAUGUCGAAGAAGUUACUCUACAGUUUUCAAUGAUCUUUCAAAACGUCAAUUUUCGAGUCAUACUCCCUUUAAUGUGUUAAAAUCACAAAAACUUACUAUAAGGACACUUUAUAGAAACUAGAAAAAUACUCGCUUAUAUACUUCUGAAAAAAAAACCCUCCUUAACUAUUACGAAAAAAGAAGUAGGAAUAAAAUUAACAGAAUAUUUCAUAAUGAAAUGUAUUGCAGAAAGUACGAGAUAUGCCCUUGGACGAUGUCGUCAUAUUGGAUAUUGAUAAACAAGAGAUCGAGUUGACAGGAGAAUGUCUUGAUGAUGUCGACAAUCUGCCACCAGAAGCUGUAAGUAUAAUAGCUCAGUGUUUAUACCACAAUACGCAAGGACGGUUUAUCCUUUUCAGCGAUAUUACCAUAUUGAAGUUAAUAAAGUGAUACUAUAGGAAAAUUUGUUGCUUUAGGUUUCAAAGUUAAACAAUAUUCUAAAGAAGAACACAAUUGCUAUUGGUGAAUACGUGGCUCGAGCUUUUCUCAGUGCUAUUGUCAUUUUGAUUGGCGGAUAUCGAGACGCAUUGAAACUAUCUGUAAGUCAUGAUAUUUUCUGUGUUCUUGGGCUAGUAUAGACCCAUUGCACUGACGUCACAAAUCCUUAGAGUGUCCUCCAGAUGCUCCCUAACAAUAUCUGUUCGGGUACAACAACCACAUUCAGCGCGAAAAUUAACCAUUUUAAUACAAAAUUAUUGUAAACUUUUACAAAAUUUGCUUUGUUUACUAAAGUUAUAUUAUGCAUAGAUUGCUAAUUUGUCCUCCAGAUGCAUCGUCACCGGCGCUGUGACGUCAUGUGCAAUGGGCUAGUAUUCUAAAGGUUGUAGGUUCGAUUUCCACCGUGGCCAGGUAUAUUUUUCGAGCGUGCCCGGUGUGCAUAUACACUCAGAGUAACAUCACAAGCAUCAUAUCUGUAAGUCAAUAAGACCUUAUGCAUAAUGACGUCACAAGGCUUGAUGCCCGCGAGGAAUGUUGGUCUUAGCAGUCAUCGCCCGGUAAAAUUAAACAAUUCAAAAUGGCCACUAUCGAAAUUUUCCCGGGCCUACUAAUACCAGCAUUCCUCGCGGGCAUCAAGCCUUGUGACGUCAUUAUGCGUAAGUCUAUUGAAGCUAUCUGGUGGGCUUACCCUUACUUGUAGUUACAUAGUUACAUUACAGGAAAUAGUAGUUUUGUUUCUGUGAUCCUAAGUUCGUCACAGUCAACGUUUUCUGCGAAAUUCCCUAAUAUUCUUCUUAAUCAAUUAUUUUCUGUGCCUAGCAUUGUGCAAUGCCCUAAAAUUGUCUACCAGCUAAGCCAGACCUGGAAUUUUCUGUAGAUGCCAGUAUCCACUAUUAUGCCUAAUUAUAAAAAUAUUAGCGCAGUCAAGUAAUUUUCUGUUUCAUUUUGUAUUUUCAGAACGACACCAUCAUCUUUGAACAAGACUUGUAAGUGUUGUAUUUAUACCUAACAUUUGAUAUAUAGAUGGGUUUUUGUAAGAUGGGAUUUCAGAAGGAAAGUCUGUAUACAUGUUAGACCUUAUAUAUGCCCUCUGCAGCAGGGAUCGGCCCUACGAUUACUGUGCAGCGCUCUAACCAACCGAGCUACAGAGUCCGUUUGUCGGGCAGUAACCACAACGCCAAUGUAAAUUUUCUUCAUUUUCUAAAGGUUCGUCAGUUCUCGUCCACACAUGAAAUCAUUUCUCGAGAAUCUGUUGAAAUUACAACUAUUUGAACGGGUAAGUGAGAUUUUGAAACUCACUAGUUUACAGCUAAUAUUGUGUUCGUUCAUUCUGCGAAUUAAAGCAAAAAGCAAAUGAGGUCCUCUGGAAGACUUGUCAUGACAAAUUUGUGAGACAUGAUUUCUUCAUUGCAGAAGUGAAUUGGAAAAGUUGAUUCGAAUAAGCCAAUAGCUUGCGAUUAGAGGACAAUAUGAAUAAUGAUCUAUUUUAAGUGCACGAAAGCAUAGGCGUACCGGGGGGGCGGGGGGGGGGCGGUAGCCCCCCCCCCAGUUUUUUGGGCAGUCGGGCAAUAUUCGAUCAACAGUCGGGCAAUUUUGGUUUGCAAUAAAAAAAAAUGGGACAAAUUCUGUAAUUUUGACAAAUUCUGUGUCUUCUUUGGCAAAUUUUGUGAUUUUUCGAAAAUUUUUGUUAUGUUCCGAAAAAUAUUGGUUGUCCGGAAAAUUUUUUUGACCCCUAAAAUGGUACACUGACCGAAAUUUUUUUGGCGACGGGGGGGGGGAGGUCGCCAAAAUAAUUUUUCCGGAAAAAAAUUUUUGGUACUAGUCGGGCACAAUCCCGAAAAGUCGGGCAAUUUUCUUUCCGCCCCCCUAAUUUUUUCCUUCCGGUACGCCCAUGCACGAAAGAUUUUCGCGACUACAGAAUACUGUUUCACAAUGCGAUUUGUCAGGCCGAUUUGAGAUCUACCCAAAUUAUAUUUUAAAAACGCACUGUAGUACACGUUAUUUCAUAUCGUCAGCAACUCCAGUAUACAGCGUUUGCACUCAUUCCCAAGGGACCAGCUCAACAAAAGCCAUGAUGGCCAUAUUCAUUAUUUGGUGUUUCUUACGAUGACGAAUAUCCGCCAUUUUUGGGUGGCAUCUAAUUUACGUUAACCAAUGCAGACAAUUAAAACCAUGUGUGUGAAAAGCAAUUUUUCAAAAUAAACUAAACAUUUACAAAGCAAAUUUACCAUCAUUCGUCCAAAAAAAUUAUAAAAGAUCGCUGUUAUGUGGACUUAUCUCGCAGACCUCGGCUGAAAAGUCCCUCAAAAAUGGCGGCGUGAGAAAGGCUAAUUGGAACACCAACAUGGCGGCUGUAGGAACAUUGAACAAAACCUGAAAUCAACUUUCUUGAUUGUGUAGUUUAUUCACCACCGUCUUGAACAACUGAACUCUGGCGAAGCAAUCGACGAUGUUUUUGAAGAACAAGUUGGACUUCAGACUGAAAGUAAGACCACAUCAAGGUUUAUCAGUUUCUUCUUGGCUAACUUGUUAAGAUAGACUUGUUUCCAAUAUUUCAUAUUUUAUAAUGUAUUUUAGAUGAUUCAAAAUGGGUUUCUCAAUAUAAACAAUGGAUGAAAAACCGCAAGGUAUAUACCCUCCUGCAUUUUUCAUGGUGCGAAUUAAGAACUUUUUCCGACCUAUAAUGAUUCUCAAAAAUUGUAGGCCAUGCUAGUUUUGACUUACGAAUUUCAAUAUUGACCGACAAAAUUUUUUCUAUUAUCCAAUUUCAGUUUUGUAUUGUAUUGGAAGGGAUUCCGAGUGUUUAAAACUGAAUGAAAAGUUAGCCUCAAAAAUAAAAUGUUUUCAUGAAAUUGUAUAGGCCGCUAAUCUUAUGGCCCAUAGAAAAUUUGGAGAAAAUCCUUAUCUCGAGUCACUUCAAUCACACGUGAUAAUUAUACUCCCAGAUAUUCUCCAAAUUUUCUGCUUUGAAAUACUGUAGUUGCACGCAAUAACCUUAGACACUUCUAGUAUAAUACUGCCCCAUAGGAGAGAUUUAAAAUUGUAAUUGUACCGUUUUUCAUUUCAUAUCACAGAGAGAUGGAACUCAACUGCUGAACAGUCUAAGCGGCAAGACUGAAAAGGUACUUUUCAUUUGAGUCGACAUUUAGCCAAAUUUGAGUACUCCCAAAACAAUGUGUAUAUUUUUUCCAAAUAGGAUAUAUUAUUUUUCCAUAUAUUGUUUCAAUAGGACAGUGAUUUUUCAACCGUUUUAGCUAAAGCUCUUCAUAAUCCGUGUUGAAUAUUUCAGGCUACUUACAAGGCGAAAAAGUUUAUUCACUCUGGCGUGAAAAAUGUGAAAUUACACGGAAAGAAUGGUUUCAAAGAAGCUAUGAAAGGUAUUAAAGAAAAGAAGAAAAAUUUUAUUGAAAAUAAUAAAGGAACGGUGAGUGUUAUAUUAAAUUUUACUCUGAGAAAAGCUUGUAGCAUUUCAUCCUAUUUCACUGUUUUAGUCGUUUGUCUUGUUGAUAUCCCUUGUUAACUCUUGUCUACAUUCAUUCCAGGAGAAGGACGUUACGUUUUAUGACAACAGAACUACUCCAGUUCAGAGAUCUAAAUCACUUCCAAUGACGAAGGCUUUCGCUAUUCAACCAAAUUCGAAAAUUGCAGCUCGACAAUCUAUUGGUAUCGUUUUGGUGAGUAGAUUGGUUAUUAAUUAGCCAUCGGUUAUUAAUCUCGUGUUACUAAGAGGAAACUUAAACUGAACUAACUUUAUUUAUGUAAACUAACUUUAUAUAUACUGGAUAGCUCUAUCAGUUCUAAACUGUUCUCCCUAGAGGUCCAGUAAGGAUCAUCUCUUAUUGAUCCAGUGUUACUACAGGAGGAACCUAAACUAAACUAACUUUAUAUAUACUGGAUAGCUCUAUCAGUUCUAAACUGUUCUCCCUAGAGGUCCAGUAAGGAUCAUCUCAUAUUGAUCCAGUGUUACUACAGACGGGAAACCUAAACUAAACUAAACUAAACUAAUUUUAUUUACGCUGGAUAGCUCUAUCAGUUCUAAACUGUUCUCCCUAGAGGUACAUUAAGGGCCAUCCGUGUUACUACCCGAAGUAAAUAAGUUAGUGGCAAAAAAGAGUUAUCUUGCAAUUGAUAUCUUGUUUACAAUUUUUGAAAUUUAACAAGUACAGUAACCAAAAAUUUCCUAAUUUGUAGCAAAACCGUAUAGAUUCCCCCCCGUCACCCACGAAAAGUCCUCGCCCCUCAAGAGCACCUCCAAGAGUACCUCCAGAUUCCCCCUCCACAACCCCAUCUCGGCCGCCUCCCCCUCGGCCAACAAAUCCUCCUCCACGACGUCCGUCGCCCCCUCCGCCAUAUCAAUCGCCCCCUUCGCCAUAUCAAUCACCCCCUUCGCCGUAUCAAUCACCCCCCGUAUCUGGGAGCGAUGAACUGAAAACACGACCCAGUAUGAUUCGAAACCCGGGGGACCCUGGCGUGAAAGAUCUUAUCAAUUUUUAUGAUAGUCAGGUGAGUUUCCUGUUUGAUA
Paramuricea clavata is the source of this 14347-nucleotide messenger RNA. NCBI's taxonomy places the organism in Eukaryota, Metazoa, Cnidaria, Anthozoa, Malacalcyonacea, Plexauridae. The record is from the annotation of a GenBank genome assembly.